Molecule: messenger RNA, 2674 nt
Organism: Dendroctonus ponderosae (mountain pine beetle)
Lineage: Eukaryota; Metazoa; Arthropoda; Insecta; Coleoptera; Curculionidae
Gene: ida
Product: anaphase-promoting complex subunit 5
Exons: 11
Coding region: 345-2456 (703 amino acids)
Biological process (GO): positive regulation of mitotic metaphase/anaphase transition; anaphase-promoting complex-dependent catabolic process; protein K11-linked ubiquitination
Cellular component (GO): anaphase-promoting complex
Source: RefSeq, a predicted model, not a curated record
AAAACAGAUAACUUUUACUGAACAUAACCUUACCUCGAAUGUGCCACAAAAUAUCCCCCUUAAAACAUAUAUAUAUAUAUAAACAAACCAGGGGGUUGUUCUGACUGUGCAACUUUCUGUUUCAGAACUGCUAUAGUCAAAUUGAUCUGCAAAAAUUAAGAGGAUCCUAAAUUAAGUUGAACUGAAGCGCGAGAUGUCGACCGGUCCCAGUUCAAAGGAGGCCCAUGACCUCCCUAAGAAAGUACCCAAGGAGUUAAUAACCCCUUAUAAAUUGACCAUUGCAAUCCUAAUCAAAUGUUACUGCCAAUGCAAAGAAUCAGUUUCUUGUAGGCGAAUUUCAGAUUAUGACGACAUCUGAUAAGCUUCUAUUGCAAAAAUCAUUUUGCAUAAUUGCCCUCAAGGUGUUACAUGGCCCUGAUCUGGGGCUGAUUGAGAUCAGAAACAUUGUGGCUGCAGCACCCGCGCUAAGCACAAUCCCCAUUCAGUUUGGCGAGAGUCUAAAGCAACUUCACCUCAAUGGUGUUGGGAAAUUAUUGGACGUCAUUGAGGAGCUAAAGCUGAUUGUAAAUGGCGAACCCAGUCAGCUGGAUAAAUCAUCUGUCGCUUCCGGCACAGUGCUUACAAAAACUGGUUGCAUUGGCCAUUUUCUGCGGCGUUUUAUUGUGUUUUUCGAAAAAUUGACUUUUUCCGAGGUCUCUAUCUUGCACGCCGCAUACACUAUCUAUUACGAAGAGGGCAUUGCGCUAGCACAGUGUGGCUCAUCAGCCGCCAAUUUGAAUCGGCACAAAUGGGAAGACAAACCCUGGUCUCGACGACAGGCAGAACUAUUUCUAUGCACGCAAGCUGCUCUGUACGAAAACGAUGAGAGUCGAGCUCUAAAUCCACAGGAACUGCAAGCGAAGAUUACGAGCAUGUUGAAGUCUAAUCCAGACUUAGCUGAAGCACACUUUAUGUCCUUCUUAAACUACCUAAAAGUGAACGAUAUCUGUGGGGCAAUGAAAACACUAUUCCACUGUUUUGACCGCCGCACGAAUCCGGACGUAAAAGUGUUUAACGAUGACAAGAGUAAGGAGCACCGCUAUGCCGCCCUAAAUUUAGCAAUUCUUCAUCAUCACUUCGGCCACACGGCGGAAGCCGUGGCGUGUUUGAAAGAGGCAAUAAAAAUUGCCCACGAAGCCAACGAUCUGCUCUGCUUGCAGCAUGCUCUUUCGUGGCUGUAUCGGUUCUCUAACGUGAACAAAGACAACUUAAUCAUUCAGUGCAUCAUCAAAACAUUCGAAUUAAACAUCAGUUACACCACGUCUCUGGCUCUACAGGACUUUGCACAAUAUGGCAGCGUCAAGACUGCAGUGAAACCAAAGGUUCUUUUUAAGACUUUGAGCAAAAGCGACGUGCUGAACUCUCAGCACAGCUUCAAAGAUCUGAUUUUUAGCAACAACGCCAUGAAAUCCUCCUUGUGGCGGCUAUAUGGCAAAACGCUUUUGUGUUCGUUAUGGGCACACGAGCUUCUGAAUCUGAACACAUUCCUGCCUCAAACCUCAGCUUAUUAUGGUGAGGGUUAUUUGCAGUCCGUUUGCAACGUGGCAUUGCAUUUAUUGGCAGAGGGCGAAUAUGCUCUCACAAAUACAAUUCUCCAGUAUAUGAAGACCAAAUACCCGCACGAGCCGCUUGCUAGAAACUGGAUGUUAGUCGAGAAUUGGUCGCAUUACACCCUCGCUCUCUACCACCAAAGGUAUAGUGUGGCAGAGGAAGUUGCUCAGAAGAUAAAAGUGUUGGACAAAUGGGAGGGCCUUUUAAAAAUGGCCGAAGUCAACUUGUAUCGAGGCGAAUUCACUCGAGCCCAUGCCAUCGUCGGCGUUAUUUUAAAGCAUUACAAUCGGGACGAACACUUGAACGACGGCAAGUAUUGCCUACUCCGUGCCAAACUUCUCCAGGCCGAAAUCUAUUAUACGAGCAACUCUUCAGCAGUAGGGGUUGCGGAGACUCUCUUGGAGACCUGUUUAAUGGAGGCGACAACGUCGGGACUGGCAUACUUGAUUGCACUAAUCCAUUUGCACAUUUCCCACUCAUUUCUGGCACAAUCUAUGCAAACUCAGGCGCUCAGAAACCUGAAGCAGCGGAAGUGCAUGACCGAAAUUAUGGGCAAUGGGAGUCUCUACGAUCGUGCCCGAGCCAAUCAACUCUACAUCAGGAUCAAGAUCCUAAACUCCGAUAAAUCCCAAGAAGAAAGCUACCGCAAAACAUUGUUGCAAGCAGUCAACGAUCUAGAGACGGUCAAGAACGACUUCAAAAAGCUGGAAGCUAACGCCAGAGUCAAGAAUGUGCUGAACAUACAGGCACAUUUAUAUAAUGCGCUAAAAAUGGACACCGAGCGCAACAACUGCGCUUUCGAAUGCCAGAGACUUGAUUUGUCCUUUGCGGAACGACCAGCAUCAAAGCUAUUAAGGUAUCUGUGAUUUGUUUGAUUGGAAUUUUUCGGGAUUUACAUUUCAUAGAAUCGGACACUAUUUGGCACAGUUGCUCGCAUGUAUUUGUUAUCUGGUCUCAUUGAGUGUUGAGUGGCGUGUCUUCAAAUUUAACUCAACUUGUUUUGAAAUGUUAAUGUACCUAUCUAAUUUUAGCGUUGUUUUUCAUGUUUUUUAUUGCAGCGAAUAAAGUAUUAUUAUUUUUCCAA